AUGUCAUAUUAAUUUGGGAUCAAUCAACUAUAGAGCACAACAGUUCCAAAUGCAAAGUAUAAAACUAUCCUCUGCCGACACUAUUAAGGUAUGUACGCUCAAUCUAUAAAAAUAGCAACCAAAUAAUGUGCCAUAGGUUCGAAAUGCUAAUUUGCUCAUGGGAUAGAAGAAUAAAGGCAAAUGAAUGGUAAAAGAUUUUAACAUAAUCCAAAGAUCCUUUGCCUGCUUCAGCACUUUCAUCAAUCACUACUGCACCCUAAUCAACAACAAUUGAACAACAAUAAAAAAAUUAAUCACCUCUGUUUAAAAGUAUGAAUAAGAAAUAAAAAAGUACCUUGUAAAUAUCAUCAACUCAACUUUUGUAAGAAUGGGGCAGGUUGUCAAUACGUGCACGGUAUGCAUUUAUUAAUUAUACCAAAUAGAUUCUGAUGUACAAAUCUAAACAACAUAGUAAUAACAGCAACAGUAAUAAUAAUAAUAAAUCUAAUUAUUAUAACAAUAAUAAUAACAAUAACAAUAAUAAUAAUAAUAACAAUAAUAGCAAUAAUAGCAAUAAUAACAAUAGCAAUAACUUCUUUAAACCUAAUAGUCCAUGGAUCCUAUGGCUAUCACCUUAACAUAUAUCUUGAUGGAAAUGUAGUAAAUUUUCGCUUAGGAAGUAUGUUAAUAAAAUAAUAUUUAGGAUUUACUAUAAAAGAUAAGGUAUGCUAUUGAAUUAGUGAGAUAAGGAAAUUUGGUAUCAGCCUGUGAUUAGAUUAGAGCCAUAAUUAACUCAUAAGAAAGAACUGCAGAUGAAAUUCAAUAAUAUACAUUGUUAUAUAAUUAAUCAGUAGCAUAUUACAAAUAACUAUAAUAACAAUGA
This is a messenger RNA of Paramecium octaurelia, 862 nucleotides long. Lineage: Eukaryota; Ciliophora; Oligohymenophorea; Peniculida; Parameciidae. The record is from the annotation of a GenBank genome assembly.